Cylindrotheca closterium is the source of this 1317-nucleotide messenger RNA. Lineage: Eukaryota; Bacillariophyta; Bacillariophyceae; Bacillariales; Bacillariaceae. The record is from the annotation of a GenBank genome assembly.
AUGGAGCCAUGUAUCGUAGAUGCUAGCCCAACCCAUUCGAUCAGGGAACCGCUGCUUGACAAAUCCAAUAAGGAUGAAGAUGUAAACAAUCCCGAGAUUUCUCAUCCGAUUAAGGACGCAACAGAAGCGGAGGCGACGAUUAUAGAGCAACUAAUGGGUUCGCAGCGCAACUGCUAUGCGAUUGGGCAGUGGAUCUGGCUUUCUUUGGCAUGGUCCUACAUCAGCUUACUUCCCUACUACCCAUCCGCCCAAUUCAACGACGCUUUGAAUCUACAACGGGUCCUACUUUACCUCUUGGCAAUGGUUGGACAUGGUUUCUUUCUUGUAAUGCUGGCUCGAUUCCCAGGACAUCAAGCAUCGCGCCUCUCCCAAGUAAAUGAAGAAACGUUGCCAGCAAUCCUUUCUGGGCUUCGUGUGUUCUGUUUUGGUGACAAAAACGUCCCUGUCUGUUUUCUACUGAUCAGUGCGGUAGUAUUUCUACUCUUGGAAAUCUGUGGUGGCUCCGUGUGCCCUGCCCUCUACAGAAUCUUGGUUCAGGAGACUCCAAUCUUGCAUGACAUGGAAACAGAGCACUACAAAUGUCAUCUACAGAGCAAACCCAAACAAACGACGUGCUUGGAAGAUGGUUCGGCAUCGCAGGAGACUAGUGGUGCUUUGGGUUUUGAAAGCGACAACAAUGAAAUUAAGGAUUUGAAUAUCACGAAAGAAGCACAACAACGAAUUCAAUGGCAACGUUCUUGGUUUGCGGUUGGGCAAUGGAUCUGGCUCCUUUCAGUAUGGUUCGUCAUUGCACAGUAUCUGCUAUCCGAAACAGUUCUAGCUACUGAAGAUGUGGCUGGAGUGUCUGGUGCAAUAGCCAUGUUUGGGCACGGAAUCAGUCUUGCAGUGCACACCUGUCGUGGUGGAAAUAGUGCAUCUCUUGGUUGUAUCAAUCGAGAGAACUUGCCAAUGAUUUUGUCCGCUUGUUUCAUUGUCUCGUGGGAAGAUUACGCCAAAGCCGACGAUUUUUUGCGUAUCAUUGCGAAAUGUUGUUUACUCCUCCAGGCUUUGGGGGCUGCUAGGCGUUUUACACUUACCAUGAUAUUCAAGACGUUUGCUUCAAUGGAAAAAGAUCACUUUGAAAGUCUCAAGGAAAAGGAGGCGGACGAAGCUGUCCAGCUCCAAAUGCAAAUGGAACGCAUGUCAUAUAUGGAUUCCCUUCCUAGUCGUCGUCAUCUUGUCAAAGGGAGAAGCAAACGAGUGAUAUUGUGUUUCUACCUCCUUGUCGUCCUUGCUGCUGCAGCACAGUAUUGUGUGAAUCUAAUAGAUUUCAGGUAG